This is a messenger RNA of Ceratitis capitata (Mediterranean fruit fly), 2827 nucleotides long. RefSeq names its product calnexin (gene Cnx99A). The coding region runs from base 182 to 2047 and encodes 621 amino acids. Gene Ontology annotation, cellular component: endoplasmic reticulum membrane; endoplasmic reticulum. Lineage: Eukaryota; Metazoa; Arthropoda; Insecta; Diptera; Tephritidae. Gene Ontology annotation, biological process: protein folding. The transcript is spliced from 12 exons. The record is from RefSeq and is a predicted model, not a curated record. Gene Ontology annotation, molecular function: calcium ion binding.
ACGCUUUCUCCAAGUUUUCUAUAAUUUUCUCUAGUUGGAAGGAAAUUAACGAUUGUAGUGAAGCAAAGCGGUUUCCAAUUAAUUAACAAUCAGUGCUCUCCCAACACUGACUGUGUGCGUGCAUUAUUAGAAACAAGAAAAAAUUAGAAAUUGUGGCAGCAAUUAAGAAAAAAUUGGAAAUAUGAGAUUUAAACAUUUUCUGGGGCUACAUUUGGGCUCCUUGCUGGUUAUGUUGCUGAUAGCAAGUACACCACUGGUACGCGCUGAAGUGGAGCAGGACUUCGCUGAUGAAGCUGAUGAGGAUGGCAAAGUUGAAGACGUGCAGGAGGAUAACGAACUGGAGGAAAUUGUCUACGAAAGUCCCGUUUAUGAUCAAAAUAACUUUUACUUUGCUGAUCAUUUUGAUGAUAUUGCCGAGUCUCGUAAGCGUUGGGUAAAAUCACAAGCAAAAAAAGAUGAUAUCGCUGAAGAAAUUGCCAAGUAUGACGGUAUCUGGGACUGGGAGCCGCCACAACGCAUUGUCUCAAAGAAAGACAUUGGUCUCGUGCUCAAGUCGAAGGCCAAACAUGCUGCUAUCGCUUCAAAAUUGAACAAACCAUUUACAUUUAAGGGAGACUCGCCAUUAGUCGUACAGUAUGAAGUAACUAUGCAGGAGGGACAAGAAUGUGGAGGCUCUUAUAUUAAAUUACUCUCACAUGGUGUACAUACGGAAGACCUCACCAAGUUCAACGAUAAGACACCAUACUCUAUAAUGUUUGGACCGGAUAAAUGCGGCAGCGACAUUAAACUACAUUUCAUAUUCCGUCAUGUUAAUCCAAUUAAUGGCAGUAUUGAGGAGAAGCAUUGCAAAAAACCAAAGGAUCGCUUGGAGGAACCUUUCAAAGAUAAAUUGCCACAUCUCUAUCAAUUAGUGUUGCGUCCCGAUAAUACCUUUGAAAUUAGUGUUGAUCAUAAAGUUGUAAAUCAAGGCUCACUUCUAUCGGAAUUCACGCCAGCCGUUAAUCCGCCACGUGAAAUUGACGACCCUGAGGAUAAGAAGCCCAAAGAUUGGGAUGAACGCGAAAAGAUACCAGACCCCACAGCUAAGAAACCGGAAGAUUGGGAUGAUGAUGCGCCACCACAAAUACCGGAUCCCACAGCAGUUAUGCCUGAUGGCUGGCUUGAGGAUGAGGCUCAGAUGAUACCAGAUCCCUCUGCCAGUAAGCCUGACGAUUGGGACACCGAAAUUGAUGGUGAAUGGGAGGCGCCUUUGAUUGAUAAUCCCAUCUGUGAAAAAGCACCCGGUUGCGGCGAGUGGAAAGCUCCACUUAUACCAAACAAGGAAUACAAGGGUAAAUGGCGUGCACCGCUCAUUGACAAUCCAAAUUAUCAAGGCAAAUGGGCUGCGCGCAAAAUACCCAAUCCCGAUUACUUUGAAGAUCUUACGCCAUUCAAGAUGACACCCAUUUCUGCAGUGGGUCUUGAACUUUGGUCGAUGUCUGAGAGCAUUUUGUUUGACAAUUUAAUCAUUGCUGACGACAUUGAACUGGCUAGAGAUUUCGCCGCCAAAACGUUUGACAUCAAGCGUAAAUACAUCGAUAAGGAAUCGGAGACAUUUUUCAAUAAAAUUGUAGCAUUCUUCAAUGAGAGCUCUUGGAUUUUGCGCGUAGCUAUUGUAAUCGCUGGUGGCACACCUUUGUCGUUCACUUUGUAUCGCUUGUUUACGAAAUCCAGUUCGAAGGAGUCCAACGCUGAGGCCAAAAAAACCGAUGCUGUGCAACCUGACGACGUCGAUGCUACGGCCACAGCAGGUGGUGAUGCUGACGCAGCCGCAGCCAGCAGCGGCAGCAACAAUUCUACGCAAAAAUCUAGUCCUAAAACUAAAAAGUCUGAUUUAGAUGUAAAAGACGACGAAGUGGAAGAGAAAGGCGCGGAGUCAGCUGCUGCUGCAGCAGCUGCUACCAAUAGCGGCAAAGAGUCACAAGACGACGAUGCCGAGGAGGCCACAACUGGGGAGACUACAACGAAGUCCGUACGCAAACGACGCGUGCCAAAGGAUCAGUCUUAGGAUGGCGAUCGUUGCACGCAAUACAAAAUAAUUCCAAAAAAGAAGAUAUUUAAAUAAAUUUAUAGUAGAAUAUAUGUGCAGCUGCAUUUUCCAGCAGACCGUUGUGAACGAGAUAAGUUUGUGCUUAACAAGUCACUUGUUGUUGGUGGAGUUGUGAGCGAAACGAAAUUUAAUUCUUAUUUUCUCAUUCGUUUCGUUAGUUUAUUUCCCCAAAAUAUUUUUCCCCCUAAAAUACACGCAACAAACAGCAGUCAUGCUACACACACACACAAACAUACUAUGCGUAAUUUAAGAAUGUUCCACUUCUUUUUUUUUUUAAUUUAUAUACAUACAUGAAUAUUUGUAGUUCAAUUGAUGUGGAGUGAAGUGCUUUUUGUGCGUGAAAUGCGUAUGAGUAGGUGAAAUCACAUACAUAAAUCAAAUAUAUGUAUACUACAAUGGGAUAGUGGCCAGUUAAUAAGAGGAAACGCAUGAAAUUAAUUCAGAAAAUAAAAUUUUUUUUUUAGAAAUGGAACAUAUUUUCCGUCAACUAAUAUUUCCAAAUAUUGUUCUCACUGCUCCAAAAAAAAAAGUAUUAAAGCAAUUGGUUGAAUGUUGGAUAUUUUUGCAUAGAAAGUUCCACAUAAAGAGAAUUCCAAAAACCAAAAUAAAAACAUUUUACAAAACUUGUAUUUUCUUGUAGCAAAAUAAUUCGAGAAACUUGUAUGUGAAAAGCAAAAUCUCCAACAAACGUAUAUGAAACGAAAAAUUUAGUCUAAUGUUAGUCGAACUGUGGAAAAA